Molecule: messenger RNA, 3168 nt
Organism: Yamadazyma jaroonii
Lineage: Eukaryota; Fungi; Ascomycota; Pichiomycetes; Serinales; Debaryomycetaceae
Source: the annotation of a GenBank genome assembly
AUGUCAUAUCCUUAUAGGAAUAAUAAAUAUUAUGAUAACUAUGAUUCCAACUAUAGACCGAAGAAGAAGAAGUAUUUUGAUCGAUAUAAUCCAAGAUAUAAUCAAUCUAAUGGAAAUUCGGGAUUAAAUGGCAAUCAUUAUAAUCAUGGGAAUUCAAGUAAUUCUACCUAUAACAAUUAUAAUUCUAAUGAUACAUAUUAUGGAAGAGGAAAUUAUGACAGUUACCAGAGUGACAGAAGACACAGCCAUGAUGGAUAUGGGAACGAACGAAGGAUAAAGCCGGCGUUUGAUCUUAAUAUCAAAGCAAGACUGUCUAGUCCUCUGAAGUUAGGUAAGAGUGAGAAGAAGGAAGAAAAGGAAGAUAGGGAUGACAAGGAAGAGAAGAGUGAGGAAAAGGUAGAAGAGGAAGAGAAGGAGAAGGAAGAGAAACGAGAGAUAAGACGAGUGCCGAAGAUUGAUGACGAAGAAGAAGACGAAGAAAGUGAAGUCAAGGAAGAACACAGAGAAGAUAAACAGGAACAUAACCAGGAACAUAAACAGGAACAUAAAGAAGAACACAAAGAGGAACCACAUAUUGAAAAUGAUGACCACAAGGAUGAGAAUGAUCACAAGGAUGAAAACGACCACAAGGUUGCAAAUAAAGAUGAAAAUGAUGGAGAAACUAUCCACAAGGACGAAAAACCUCAGGUCAAAGACGAAAUCAAACAAGAGCCACAAGAAGAAACCACAGAACGACCAGAAGAACCAGAGUCAUCAGAAACUAAACAACCACUGGAGCAAGAUUUAGAGCCAGAGUCAGAACCAGAAGACGACAAUUCAGAACAAGACGAGCCAGAACCAGAACCAAAGAACGUUAAAUUCACUAUCCCAGAAUCACCCGUUUAUGACGAAUUAAGUGAAGAUUCAGAAGCCGAAACCGUCAUCUCAGAGUCAGCUCCUUCAACUUCGAACUCAACCAAAUUGAUGAAAGACUUACACCCAGAAAAAUCAAAACGUCCUUAUGUAUUGAAAAGAGAUGCCAGUGGUUCAUCCUUAUUGCAAAGGGCUUGUAAGAAAGGGAAUUUCGAAGAAGUCAAGGAUUUAAUUGAAAGAGGAGCAAACCCCAAUGAAUCAGAUUUUUGUGGGUUCACUUGUUUACAUGAAGCUGCUUUGAAUGGAAAUGUAAGGAUCGUUAAAUAUUUGAUUGAAAAGGGUGCUGAUGUUAAUAAACAAGCUUUACCUGAUGGAGAUUUAGAAACUCCUUUGAUCGAUGCUGCUGAUAAUAAACAUUUGGAAAUCGUUAAGAUCUUAUUGGAUAAUGGUGCUGACCCUAGAAUCUUCAAUAAUGAUGGUUUUACUGCUUUGACCAAAAUUCACAAUCUCCAUGAAGACGAAGAAGGGUAUGAUGAAAUCAUCAAAUUAUUAGAAGAAGCCAAUAAUAAAUUCUUAGAGAAGAUCGAUAGUCAUUCUCACCAAGAGUCCACAAGCCAGUCCUUACAUCAUCAAAAAUCACCCUCACCCAAUACUAUAAUAGAGGACCCUAACGAUAAUUAUUUUCUUGAUAUUUUGAAAAAGAAGUCACACAGUUCUUUGAUUUUCAAAUACGCUGCUGAAGGUAUCAAGGAUUUAACUGCUCAAUAUAUCGUUGAAGGUGGUAGAUUAGAUUACAAACCUGAUAUCUUGAUUUUGGCUGCUAGAAAUGGACAUGUUGAAUUGGUGGAUAUCAUCUUAGGUUUAGUGGAGAAUUAUGAUAUUAAUUUAACCAAUAAUGUCGGAUUAUCAGCAUUAUUGGCAUCUGUUGGAAGAGGACAUUUUAAAGUGGUAGAAUUCUUAUUGGAAAGAGGGGCCAAUCCAUUUUUGAGAAGAAGACAAGAUGGUUUGAAUGCCUUGGAAAUCAGUCAAAGAUCUGCUAAUUUUGAUACCAAAGAAAUUGAAUUGAUUGAAAAGUUCAUGAAGAAAAAUCCUAAUCAUUCAUUAUUAUCAAAAUCCAAUGAUAAUCUUCUCCAAGAUGAAGAGAAAGAAUCCAAGAAAGAAGAUUUCAAAAAGGAAGAACUCAAAAAGGAAGAAAAACGAAAAGAAUUGAAAAGAAAGCCAUCUUCAGAAUUGGACGAAAAGAAAUUGAAAAAAACCAAAUCAUCUGAUGAAAUGAAGUUGAAGAAGGUCAAAUCAAGAGAAGAAUCAGGUAUAAAGCCCACUACAUCAACAUUAUUCAAAAGGGAAAAAACCCCUGAUGUUGAACCUAUCAAUUUCAAAGCAACUUCUCCUUCACCUCCACCAAUAUCUCAUCUGAACAGUCAAGUCAACUUAUCCAAACAAAUUUCCAACACUUCAAAUGAUACUCCCGAACCUGAUACUAAAGAACAAGAAGAAUUAAGAGCUAAAUCCGCUAGAGAUUUGAAGAUUUAUCAAGAGAAACUCGAAGCCAAGAAGAAAGCUAAGAGAGAUAUGUUCUUGAAAUCAGAGAAGGAAAAAGAACGUAAACGUAAAGAAGAAGAAUUACAAAGAAUUGAACAAGAAAAGCAAAAGAAAGAAUUAGCCAUCAAGGAAGAAAAGAAUAAAAUCAAUAAAAUCAAGAAUGAAGUUAAAAAGAUCGAACUUGCUAAAACCAAUUUGGUCAGGAAACUCAUCAAUGAUAAUUAUCCUUUAGGACUUAAGAAAUUCAAAUUUGGAUUGAAAACUAACGCUAAAGAUAUCUUGAAAUUCACUCCUAUUUAUAAAUUAAAGAUCAAUGAUGAAAUCUAUGUAGCGGAUUUACAGAUCCUGUUAGUUACUGGAUUAACUAUCAAAGAGAUUUCAUCAAAAAUCACCGAUAACUUACCAACUACCAUAGAAGAUAAGUCAAAACUUUGGAACUUAUUUGCUCCAAUGAUUGGUACUAAUGAGACCCUUAUUUCCAAAGAUUUAUUGGACGAUGGGUAUGAAAAAUUCAAAUUCUUGGAUAUAAGAAUGGUUAAAUAUUCUCAUUUCGAAGAAUAUUUGAAUCAAACCCAUCCAAACAUUUAUGAGAUCUUGAAAGAAGAUAAUUCCUUCAUUAAUGUUGAUUUCAAGUAUUUGAAUGUUUUUGAACCUAAAAUUAAGUUUAAUGAAAUUCAAGUCAAUGAAACAAGUACUUUUACUCCACCAAGCUUACAGAAUAAACCUCAUCUUAUCAAACUAAUCAAAGAAGCUAAAACUCCGUUAUGGAAUUAG